This is a messenger RNA of Cutaneotrichosporon cavernicola, 2532 nucleotides long. RefSeq lists its product as uncharacterized. Gene Ontology annotation, molecular function: proton-transporting ATPase activity, rotational mechanism; ATPase binding. The transcript has 4 exons. The record is from RefSeq and is a predicted model, not a curated record. The coding region runs from base 1 to 2532 and encodes 843 amino acids. Gene Ontology annotation, biological process: vacuolar acidification; proton transmembrane transport. Gene Ontology annotation, cellular component: fungal-type vacuole membrane; vacuolar proton-transporting V-type ATPase, V0 domain; vacuolar proton-transporting V-type ATPase complex. NCBI's taxonomy places the organism in Eukaryota, Fungi, Basidiomycota, Tremellomycetes, Trichosporonales, Trichosporonaceae.
AUGGCAGCUCAGACAGGGAGCCUCUUCCGCUCCGAGGACAUGAGCCUCGUGCAGCUCUACAUCCCCUCAGAGGUGGCCCAUGACACCAUCUACGAGCUCGGCGAGAUGUCCAACUUCCAGUUCAAGGAUCUCAACCCGUCGCUCUCGACGUUCCAGCGGCCGUUCACCCCCCGCCUGCGCCGCCUCGCCGAGAUGGCUCGUCGCAUCCGCCUCUUCAAGUCGCAGAUCUCGUACCUCGAACCACCCAUCGGCAUCCCUCCCCUCUCUGCCAUCCCGCCGUUUACGUGCGUCGGUCCGCGCGCGCAGAGCGCAUUCGACGAGCUGGACGAGAAGCUCAAAGAGCACGAGCGCCGCCUCGCCGAGAUGAACCGCUCGUGGGAGGACCUGGGCAAGCGCAAGGGCGAGCUUGAGGAGAAGAAGUGGGUACUGCGCGAGACCGCUGCCUUCUUCAAUGAGGCCGAGUACCGCCACACCGAGAUUCGAUCGUCGUUUGACGACAACCCGGACGGCACGACGCCUCUCCUCGAGGCUGCUGCCGAGUACGGCUCGCUUCCAGGCGAGUCAUCGAUGGCGGGCUUCGACCUCGAGUUCGUGGCUGGCACGAUCGAGCGCUCUCGCAUGCCCACCUUUGAGCGCAUCCUCUGGCGCGUCCUCCGCGGCAACCUGUACAUGAACUACUCCGAGAUCGAGGAGCCCUUCGUUGACGUUGUCACUGGCGUCUCGACCCACAAGGACGUGUUCAUUAUCUUUGCGCACGGCGACGAGUUGCUGGCCAAGAUCCGCAAGGUCGCGGAGUCGAUGGGCGGCACGCUCUACCAGAUCGACUCGGCACCGGAUAAGAGGGCCGAUGCUCUCCGUGAGACGCAGACUCGCCUCGAGGACGUCGACGCCGUCCUCUACAACGUCUCGCAGACUCGCCGUGUUGAGCUCAGCAAGAUUGCUGAGGGUCUCGAGGCGUGGAAGGACGCUGUUCGCAAGGAGGAGGAGGUAUGUAAGACUCUCAACCUUCUCUCGUUCGACCAGAGUCGCAAGACCCUCGUCGCUGAAGGCUGGACGCCCACCUCGGACAUCACCGCCGUGCAGCUUGGUCUCCGCAGAGCAACCGAGACGGCCGGGACGUCGGUCCCCGCUGUCCUGUCCGAGCUCCGCACGACCCAGACGCCGCCCACGUUCCACCGCACGGACAAGUUCACCGAGGCGUUCCAGGCAAUCAUCGACGCGUACGGCGUGGCGACGUACAAGGAGGUCAACCCCGGUCUCUUCACCGUCAUUACUUUCCCCUUCCUCUUCGCGUGCAUGUUCGGCGACGUCGGCCACGGUCUCCUCGCGGCUCUUGCUGCCGGCGCAAUGAUCUUCUUCGAGAAGAGCCUCACCGGUAAGGGUGGCGAGAUGUUCCAGACCUUCUUCUACGGUCGCUACAUCAUCGUCCUCAUGGGCAUCUUCUCGGUCUACACCGGCUUCAUGUACAACGACAUCUUCUCAAAGGCCAUGUACAUCUGGAAGUCGGGGUGGGAGUGGCCCGAGAACCCGGAUGGCCAGGUGUCGGCGAUCCUCCUUGACCGCCGCUACCCAUUCGGUCUCGACCCGCUCUGGAUCGGUGCCGACAACGCGCUCAUCUUCAUCAACUCGUACAAGAUGAAGAUGUCGAUCGUUAUCGGUGUCCUCCACAUGACCUUUGCCAUCUGCCUCAACGUACCGAACUUCAUCCAGUUCAAGCAGCGCCGCCGUAUCUGGGCCGAGUUCGUCCCUCAGAUCCUCUUCAUGUGGUGCAUUUUCGGGUACCUCAUCCUGUGCAUUCUGUACAAGUGGGCGAUCGACUGGAGCAAGAGCGACCUGCCUGCUCCCGGCCUCCUCAACAUGCUUAUUUACAUGUUCCUCUCGCCCGGCACCGUCCCCGAAGGUUCAAAGCUGUACGGUGGUCAGGCCUUCGUCCAGACCAUCCUACUUCUCAUCUCCCUCGUCUGUGUGCCGUGGAUGCUCUGUACCCUCCCAUACCUCGAGUGGAAGGAGCACAAGAACAUCGCCAGCCAGGGCUACCAGGGUCUCGCGGCUGCCGACAAUGGGCGCGCGUCUACCGACGCCGAGCUCGAGGACGACGAGGAGGGUGCAGGCCAGCCUGUCGCUAGAGAUGAGGAGGAGCAUCACCAGUUCGACAUGGGCGAGGUCGUCGUGCACCAAGUCAUCCACACCAUCGAGUUCUGCCUCGGCUGUAUCUCGAACACGGCAUCGUACCUCCGUCUCUGGGCGCUGUCGCUGGCACACGCCCAGCUCUCCGAGGUCCUGUGGGACAUGACCAUGGCCAGCGCGCUUGGCUACACUGGCGGCCUCAUCGGUGGCACCUUCAUGCUCGUGCCCAUCUUCGCCAUGUGGUUCACACUCACGAUCUGUAUCCUCUGUAUCAUGGAGGGCCUGUCUGCGUUCCUCCACGCGCUGCGUCUCCACUGGGUCGAGUUCGCCGGCAAGUUCUACCAAGCGGGCGGCUAUCCCUUCACACCCCUCACCUUUGUGGUGGACGAGGAGGACAUCGCGUAA